Stegodyphus dumicola is the source of this 12833-nucleotide messenger RNA. Its product is annotated as protein still life, isoform SIF type 1-like. The record is from RefSeq and is a predicted model, not a curated record. Gene Ontology annotation, molecular function: protein binding; guanyl-nucleotide exchange factor activity. Gene Ontology annotation, biological process: activation of GTPase activity; small GTPase-mediated signal transduction. Lineage: Eukaryota; Metazoa; Arthropoda; Arachnida; Araneae; Eresidae.
UCUCCCUCCCUUUCCACUAGCAUACUCACUGCUCUCAAUCUCGGAGAGAGAGAGAGGAGGCGCUGCGGUCGUGGCCACGUGCAAAGAUUCCUCCCUUUUCGAUCGUCCGUGCCUCUUCCCUUUCCCUUCCCCUCCAGCCGCGGAAAUAUGGAGGACGACCCGUGAACGCAAUGUUGAUGACGUUAUACCGACCUCUUUUUUUUCUUUCAAAGAUGUCCGACGACGAUCGGCUGUCGCUCACGACUGCCGUGAGCGACGAGGAAGACCCCGCCGGGGACCCCAGGACAACCGCCGCCACACCAAGCAGCUACGGUGGCAGUUACGGCUCCAGAUCAAGAUCCGGGGCAGCGGCAGCUUCCUUCAACUGCACGGGAGCCGUGAGGAAAGCCGGAUUUCUUAGCGUGAAGAAGUGGCUCUUGAGGAAGCGGCAGCAAGUGGAGUUGGCUCGCAAAAGAGGCUGGAAGGGCUACUGGGUUUGUCUGAAGGGGACGACCCUACUCUUCUACCCAUGCGAUAACCGCGAUGGGCGAGCCAUCGACACAACCCCUAAGCACCUGAUCAUCGUGGAUGGGGCCAUCAUGCAACCCAUCCCCGAGCACCCCAAACGGGACUUCAUUUUCUGUCUCAGCACUGCCUUUGGAGAUGCCUACCUUUUUCAAGCUCCGUGCCAGGUAGAGUUGGAGAAUUGGAUCAACAGUAUUCAUUCUGCUUGCGCGGCUGCCUUUGCAAGACACAGAGGUAAAACGGGCACUCUCCACCUGCUACAAGAAGAGAUUUUCAGGCUCGAGAAAGAAAUCGAGUCGGAUUCUCGUAUGAAACACAUGGCCGAGCUACAGCUGACCGUGGUAGCCGACGCGGAUAGCAGGAGCUCUUUGACAGGCCAAAUAUCGCAGUGGGAAGAGAACUUGGAGAGGCUACACUGCGAACAGUUUAGACUCAGGUGCUAUAUGUCCUCGCUGCAGAACUCAGAACUGCCCAACCCCAAAAGCCUCCUGACUCAUGUAUCGAAGGGUACGAAGAGCACUCUGAACAAACUGGGAGUUUUCACCGUGUCUUCCUUCCACGCCUUCAUUUGCGCUCGAAGUCCUUCCCUCCUAACGAACCUCUUAUCUGGUAGAGGUGCCACCAAGCGGAGACCGCGGCUACCCCUCUCCAGAUCCAACAGCAGCAAAAAAUCCUUAAACCUCGCUUCGAGCCAAAGCACAGAGCUUCCCGCUGUUGUCGGACGAACGGUAAAAAUCCUCCUUCCGGAGAGUCAGUCCGUGACGGUGUGUGUUCGGGAGAAUAUGACUGUGGAAGAUGUCUUAUGGAGUGCAUGCUUAAAAAAGCAACUGGCCCCAUCGGACCACUUCCUGCAUAUCAAACAGGAGAAUGACGAAUAUUACACACCGCCAAGGACUGAACUCUUCGAUAAUCUAACGUACGAGGAGGUGGAGAUCUGUGCCAAAGUGUUGUACCAAGUGGAAUUGCUUCGUUGCAAUCUCGAAGUCCUCUUCGGGUUCAGCGUAGAGGCGGAGCUGAUCGAGAACGCUGACCAUCAGGAUGAGCUGUGCGUCUACGUCAGCCGUGUCGAAGAGAACAGUCAAGCUUAUGAACAAGGUCUAAUCAAAGGUGACGAGAUCAUGGUGAUCAACGGUGCCAUUGUGAGUGAUUUGGACAUGAUGUAUAUCGAGAGUGUCCUCCAAGAGGAACUGUCGCUUUGCAUGAUGAUGCGGUCAGCUCGCACGGAACCCCCCGAUAUGGCGGGGGUAAUGCGCACCACAGAUGACUAUAUUGAAUCUCUAGUUUGCCCACCUCCCCCCUCAGAUUCGGUCAUUAGUGAGGAGAUGAUAGACAAACUCAUCGUUCCUUCUCCAUUAUACGGGGACAUGGAUAAGGAAAAAUCGCCAGAAACGUCUGGACGACCUACGCCUUCUCCUACCCCCUUGCCCUCUCAAGAUCUGACCAGCCAACUUUCUGCUGAACAAAUAGAGACGCUGCUCAAAACUGCGGAACAGGUCACAGAGUACUGUCGCACGCCUUUAGAACAAAGGCGGCUGUCCAGUUUGGCUGGCAGUACGGCGAGCAGCGGAUCUGGUUCUUUCACAGUCACUUCGGCGACCCCUUCUCGUCAACUGACCGAGGCCGAGAAGCUCAGGAAGGUCAUCAUGGAGCUGGUAGAAACGGAAAAAACAUACGUAAAGACAUUGAGCAUUCAUUGUGAUGGACGUGCGCACCACGCUGAGCAUCUGAACAGCUUGUUGGAACACUAUCUGGAACCUAUGAAAAAAGAAACGUUCCUUUCGAAUUCGGAAGUAAAUGCGCUGUUUGGUAACAUCCAAGAGAUCGUCCAGUUUCAGCGAGUGUUCCUACAGAGUCUGGAAGAAGCAAUAGCCUCCGAAGCCGACUUCCAUAGGUUUGAUCACCCCGCCCAAUUCAAGAAUGUUUUAUUCGCGCUAGGAAAUUCUUUUCUGUACUAUGCCGAUCAGUUCAAACUGUAUAGUUCCUUUUGUGCUAGUCAUUCAAAAGCCCAGAAAGUGCUACAUCCUAGUAAAUGUAAAGGUUUACGAAACAAGGAACAUGUGUGUCCAGCUGCAGGAGAGGGCAACUCAGCGCUGCUGGAGUUUUUGCAGUCCCGCAACCCUAAGGGCCAGCACUCCUUCUCCCUGGAGUCCUACCUCAUCAAGCCCAUCCAAAGGAUCCUGAAAUACCCGCUGCUCCUACAGCAGCUCAAGCAUCUCACGGACCCUAAUUCUCAGGAGCAUCUUCACCUCUCAGAGGCUCUGAAGGGAAUGGAAAGGGUGGCGGAGCAUAUCAACGAGAUGCAGAGAAUCCACGAAGAAUAUGGCGCCAUUUUCGAUCACUUAUCCAGGCAGCACUACAAGAGCUCCAGGCAGCACGUAGAUUUGAGUCCCGGAGAACUGUUGUACUAUGGAGGAGUCGAAUGGCUGAAUAUUUCUGAAUUCCUAGGUAAAAUCAAAAAAGGCUUAGAAUUGCAUGCAAUGUGUUUCGUCUUCAAAGCAGCUGUUGUUUUUCUUUGUAAAGAACGAAUAAGGCAAAAGAAAAAACUAAUGGGUGGCUCGAGUAAGACGGGUGCCGCUGAAGUGGAGAUCAUCCGAUACCAGGUGCUCAUACCCGUAACUGAAGUACAAGUAAGGGCGGGCUGCGUGAAAGAGGGAGAUUCUCACUUCUUAUGGGAACUUAUCCAUUUAAGAUCACAGUUGCAGCGGAGGUCCGAGAAAAUCUACCAGCUAUCGAACAGUACCAGCGAAUUUCGGAAUGCUUUUCUACGGACGAUCCGACAAAUAAUUCGCGAGAGUGUGCGAAAUAUGACAGUGCCUGUUAAUAAGCCUGUUCCAAAGGACAAGAGUGGUGGAGGAGGAGGUGGUGGAAGUUCCACCGGCAGACGAUCCGGUGGUCCGGAAUCAGGUACCACCAGUAUGGCCCGGACGCUUAGCGUCAAAAAACGGCCUAAGACUGUUCAGCGACACUCAGCGGGCAACAUGGAACAAGAAGUGACAGUCGAAACCUACGACAACCUCGAACAGAACUUUCACACUCCCCGCAGCAAGACGGUGGCCGACGGUAUGGACGACAUGGACGCUUCGGAACGGUCGGAUAAAUCCGACCGGUCUGACAAGUCUGACCACCACCACCGGUUGUCCAGUAAAACCUCGAAUUCGUUAGGGAAAGGGGGUUUGGUGUAUGUGCAGGCAGCUCACGAUAAAGCGGGUUCGCCUGUGUGGAAGUUAAGGGGCGAAGGUGACAAAUCUGCCACUCUCCCCCACCUUCCCAAAGGGAAAGAUCAUCAUCAGCAUCAACAGCAGCAAUACUAUGAUAGUGGCGCCCCCUUAUAUAAGAAGGACCACUGCACCUCCUCAGGGCUUGCCAAGCCACCUUUGGAAUGUUAACGUCUGUCACACUGCCUUUGUACAUUUAGGAACUUUAAUUAUGAUAACUAACGGCGGACAGGGUGGUCGUUUCCGAACUAUUCUUUCAAUCCAUCUAAAGUGUUAUGGACAACAAAGAGAAUUUUCUCGUAAAGUUCUUUCGAAAAUGAUUCUAGAAUUUCUUUUCGCCAUUAAUUUUACUCGGCAAUGCUUUUCGUACUGGUAUUUUUUUUUUUAAUUCACUGAAACAUUAUGGACAGGAUUCAAAACUAUUCUUUCAAUGAAAUUUGCUAAAUUAUUUUUAGUUAGUAUUUUAUUUCUAAAACCCUGCUGAAUAAGAUAGUUAUUAGUUGCGAUUGAAAUAACAAAACAUUUCAUUUGAUUCUUUUUGAAUAAUGAAUUUAAAGUUUCGUAAUAAGUAAUUAAAAUAAAUUACCAAUACCUAAAUUACGAGCAAUCAAAAAUUAAAAAUUAUCAGCAGAGUAGUCUAAUAUGUGGCUUCAGGCAGUAUUUUCGGAAGUUGACGUACCUUUUAAUCACUUUUUAAUAUUUUUUUAAAUUAACAGAUUAAUAGUGAAGUAUUCCUAUGCAGUGUUUAACUUGUGUAAAAGAAGUGAAUUUUUUAGGGUAUUUCAAUAAAAUCGAACUGUAAGUUAAUAAAAUUAAAGUUCAAAAAUAUGCAUAUAUGCACUUCAGUAAUAUAGAAUUCCAGUGAAAAAUAUAAAUAAUUUUUUUUUCUAGAAACAUGUUUUAACCAUUAUGAUUUUACAUAACAAUUUUUUUUCAAUUAAGUUUUCUCAAAAAUUUAUUUUAAUUUGAAUCACACUUUCUAAACAAUUUUUUAUUCGUCUGUAUUUUUUAUUCGUAUUUUAAUUCAAGAGGAUUACUCUAGCGUUGCUGUCUCUUUAAAGAUGUUACGUACCUAUUAAUGUCGAAUUUUUAAAAUAACUUUUAAAAAGUAUAAAGAAAUGUUUAACUCUUCUAAGAGUAACAUUUUAAUGUAUGAUAUUUGUUUUAGUAUUAAUCCGUUUCAUUCAUUUUGAAGUUAGACAUAAUAUGCAUAAUCACUAAAACAUUACAUGUGAUUUAUAUCCCCUGUUAAUUAAAAGCUGUGCGCACACAUUAUUUUCAAUGAAACAUGUUCUAGAACUUUCUACUACAACACAGAAGAGCUGAUAAUCUAUCGCUUCGCGUUAUUUAUCUGUUUCUGUUCUCUAAAAGAUGUUUCAUUGCAGUUUACUUCUGGAUUUAAUCCCUGACGAACAAAUUACUAAUCUUUCUUCUGCACUACGUUAUCAUUAAUGUUCUCUUAAAAAAUGGUAAGAUGGUAUAAAAUAUAAAUGGUAAGAGGGAUAAAAUGGUAAGAUGGACCGUGUACGCUUAGUCGUAGGCCUUGGUACCAUCUUCCUCCUAUAUGCAGUUAUCAUCCUCCAAUGCAUCUGUCUGAUUUGGAAGAAACACCCUGUCCGCCAAUCAUUGAGAAAGGUGGUGUGUUUGAGAAUGAGCAGAGUUUGUUGUUACUGUAUGCUUGUGUGUGUGGAAGUCGAUUCAAUUGUUAAAACUUUGCAAAAGACUAUCAGAUUUAAGAUAGCUAAGCAAUGGUAUACAAGUAACACGUAAGGUAAUAUAGAGAAAAUAAAAAAAGGCUCUCACAUACGGAUUUAUUGAAGAAUUGUUGUUUAGUAUAAAGCCUGUGAUUUGUAUACUGUUACAAAGAAACAAAAAAAAAUCAAAAAAAAAAAAAAAUGCACCAGAACAGAUGUGUUCCGAAAAACUAGAAGUCACUGAGCUCAAUUUGCAGUAUAUAAGUGCCCCCUUUCCUGCUACUGCAACUAUCUCAGAGCAGCAAAAUAUACGAUCAGUUGUUGUUUCUGAUGUAUUUAUGAAAACAAAAACCACUAUGGUAUAAACGGUAGAGAAGGAAAAAAAUUAUUUAAAAUUUAGCAUAGCAUUUUUCAUAGCGUGCAGAUCUGUUUUGCCAUUUCAUUAGAGGUUUAAUAUCUGCACUCUGCCACAAUAUUUCAAAUACUACCAUUGUUACGAGAUAGGAAAUGUAUCGAUAGCUAUGCAGCUGUUCUUUCUUAUAUAUAUAUAUAUAUAUAUACCUUGUUCGCACUAAAUAAACUCAAAUAUUUUGCUGAAUGUUGAUUUAGGUAUUAACUAUUGCAUACAGCUAUUGCAGUACAGCAACACAACAUAUUUUGUAAAAAAAGGACAAAAUGUAGGCCUUUUUAAUUUAUUCGGGUUAAUAAUUCAGAACUAAUAGUAAGGAAUUUCAUAUCUGUCCACGGUUUAAAAACGCGCAGUAAAGCAAUGUAUUUUUUGUUUAUAAAGUUCAUUCACACUGUUACGUUAUGGCGCUUAGUAACAACAAGAAUAUGCAUAUCGUGUUUCAUGUGCCGUUUUUAAUAACCAAGAACUUCAAACUAUGAUUUAUUUUAAGGAUUAGUUACAAUUUCAAUCUUGUGUGUUCUAAGUAUAGCCUCGACCUUAUUGCGAACAGGGUAUAAACUCGUUUACUGGCAAUUUAAACAUAAAACGCAGUGCAAACUUUCAAAAUAGUAUUCAAAUGGAAACAAAUAUUUGAAGCAAAGCAAAAUUUGAAUUUAUAACACAUUCCUUAGUUUUAUUCCUAUCUCUCCGGGAAAAGAUAAGAAAUUGUAUCCAUGUUUAAAAAACAAGUUUAUAUAUAUAUUUAAAGAUUGUGUACAUUCUUUAGAUAUUAAAUAUAAUAAAUUUAAGUUCUGCGUAAACAAAAAUUAUAAUGCUCACCCUUACAUUAUCCUCGGCACUUUGCAUUGCAUUUUAUGUAAUAGUGAAAUUUAUUUUCUACAAGUUCUGCGUUUCAUUAAACAGUUUCUGUUAUAUAUAAACUUUUAACUAUCAAAUUCUAUCUUUAUAGAUUGUAGCUUAUAAUUUGUAAAGCCUUUUAUAAAUUAAAGUAUUAUGAAGCAUAUAUUUAACAAUCAAAAUCUAUUUAAAAUUCUAAAAGUAUACAUAAUGUUUACACUUAUGUAUUGUUUACACAUAAAAGUGUUGAGCGUUAUAAUUUAUUUUACUGAUGCUGGUGUGAAUUUAUAUUUUUCCUUUAUGUAUUGUUUUUAAAUGAGUAGGGGAAAAAAGUAGAAAACAAUUAAAAUGAAACAUUUUAACACAUUAUUCCAUAAUUUAAAUUAAUCGCAAAAGCGCCAUUAUUUUAAGAUAUUCAUAAUAAUGCAUUUUAAACGAAUUGACGAAUAUAUAAAACAGGUAAUAUUUCCCGUUCUCAGCAUAGAUAGGAUUUGAAGUACUUACUACUGAACUACACAUUUAGAGUUUUCUUGAGUUAUUCAUUUGAAAUUUUAGAUAUGACAUAGGAUGAAAUAGAUAAGUUUCUAAAAAUUUUGUAAUAAAUAAGCACCAUCUAAACUUCAAGAGAUAAAUGCAGAUCUGACUUCACUUCGUUUGAAUCGAGAUCAUUUCGUUUGAAUGUAAUGUAUUUAAGUCUCCAUAAGGUCCCAAUAAAGUCCUGCUUACACAGUGGUGAGCUAUAGGGGAGCUCUCGUCCGAGCCCUUAGUUAAACUUGUCUGUAAUUUGUGAGCCCCUUGUUCUUUUUGUUUGCUUAAAACAAAUUGAUUGAUUCUAUAUUAAAAUAAAAAGUCGAAUGUUUAAACGACUGAAAGCGAGAAUAAAAUUUACAAAUUACCGCUAGAUUACUACUUAACUUAUCACGAUGUCUUUAUAAAAAAAAAUCAUUGCAGCAAAGUAAUUAUAAAAUAAAAGAUAAAAAUGGUGAAUUAAAAACGAAUUUUAAUAUUUGUCAUCCAGAAACAUAGGCUAAGAACGAAGUAAUAUGCUAUGGUCAGGAGGAGAGGAAAGUAUAUAAACAAUGUGAUUUUAUAUUGAAACCUGAAAUAAAAAUUAAUUAUUUUCCGAAUUUCGCUCAAAUGGCUUAACAGGAAAAUUGCAUAUCGGAAUUCCUAAUCUAAAAAAACCUAAAAUCAUUAUGGAAACAAUUGCUGAAGCUGAACAAGUUUUGAUGAACAAAUAAUAUUUCUACAUGAAGAAGAUCUAAUGCAACUUUAUUACGUACUUAAGAUUUAAUGACAAGCUCCUUAGACGGGAAGCCUUUAAGGGAAUUUAAACCUAAUAGUUAUGUAAAAGCUUUUUUUUUUUUUUUUUUCCCCUGCUGAAAAUUCGGUGAUAUGAAAGAAGGAAAUAACGUGUGAUAACUUCUGGCAUGAAUUGUGCGGCAUGUUUAAUUUACUCGUCACUUUAUACGAUUUUUGAAAUAUUUUCUAGGCUUCUUUAUUAUUUCAUAAAUUUAAACUUUUUUUGCUAAUUAUUUGUAUUUUCUGCUAUUGUAAAAUGUUAAAUAUUUAAUUUACAAUUUGAUAUUCUAUUUUUAUAAAAUAUAGUUUUUUAAAAUUUUAAUAGCUCACCACUGAUCUACAUCGUUUUAUUUAUUUUUUUUUCCCAAAUCAAUUUUUUUAUCCCCCCCCCCGAAAUUGUGAAGCAAUCUAAAUAAUAGUUCAGUUCGUCAUCAGUUGUCAACUCUUUUUAUCUAACUCAAGCAAAGUUUAGCAAUGUAAAGAAAAUCGCAAAGUUUUAUAAGUGUGGCUUCUUAGAAAUUUUUAAGUAAAUUAUAAAUAAAUUAUAUAAAUUCAAAACAUAUUUAUACCUUAUGCACUAAGAAAAACCUUACUAAACUUCCUUAUUAAACAAUGGUAAAUUAAUGCAACAGCAACAUUAGGUACAGCACUUCACGUGCUGUACAUAACAUUAUUCAAAGAAUCUAUAUUUUAAUCACCAAAAUGUAACUUUUUUUCGGCAAUAAAUACUAUUUAUAAAACAUUGUUUGCUUUUUCAUAAUGUCCAACAAAUAUUAAAAUGAGCUAAUCAAAUUGUGACCUUUUAUAACUGUUCUGAUCCACAGAAACUGAAAAUACUUAAACAUCAGAAUUGAAAGUAAGGUAUCCGAAACAGAAAUAGCAGAAAAAAUACAUUAUUAUAAUAUUUCAUGCAGCAUUAUACACUAUGCGUUUUUCCUAGCGUUAUAUGCAUUUAUUAAAAAUCUAUAACAUUAUCACAUUUCUCAUACCAUUUUGUUCUUUUGACGUUAAUGCAAAUUAAUAGUUCAUUACGUGAACCAUUUUUCAGUUUCUGUGUUUAACGUUGUUAAUAAAAAUGAAAUUAUCACUUCCAUUAUACUUUAUAUUGUAACACAAAUAACACUAAUUUUCCAUCAAAAGAUCAACUAAGAUUUUUUAACAGCCUUUGAAAUAUGCUUGGCUCAUAAUAUAUCCCAUAAAUUAGUUUUGUUGUAAUGUCGCUAGUUAUUCCUUAUUUUGCUAUAUAUUAAAAAUGCUGCGUUUAAUUAAAUCUAAGGUGACCUAUAAGGUAAUAUUUGGUAAAAGCCGUCAUAUAUUUAAAACUACCGUAUAACCUGUUUAAAAAAUAUAGUAUCAGUAUUUUUCAAGUACCUAAUAAUAACUUGUUCCUCUUUUCAAAGCAAUCAAUAUGUUAAAAACUUCACCUUAGGUAAAUUUAUUUUCACAUUUCUAAAAACUGGGAAAAAUAUUUUUUUAAUUAUUUUAAAUUGUCCAAAGCGUUAGUAAAAGUGCAAUAAAAUUAACAGGUUACGUGAAUAUACAAAUUAAUUAUUAAUUACGUAAAAAUAAUCUUUAUCUCCAAAGAAUGCAUAUUUUAUGUAGAAAACUGCAAUAUUUAAAUUACACUUUCUAUAAAAGUAACGAUGAAUUAAUAGACAAGCAUCGUCCACUGUUUCAAGAUAUUAGAUUCACAAACUGCAUAAAAGCAGGUUUUAAAAUGACACAUUUUUAUUGAAUUAUUUUCUGUGAAAUCAGAGAAAAGUGCUAAUGCUUCUAUCAUGAUUGCUUUUUUACUACAAAAUGGAUCAAUUUCUUGCACUUCUUAUUAUACUUUUGCUUUUUAUUUCGCUUCUUAUAUAAUUUCUGAUAUUCUUCCAAGGGUCUAGUGGCAAGUGUGAUUUAUAAAUCCCCUUAAUGGCGCCAAUACCAGCCACAGUCCCUCAAUUCUAUAUAUAGUUGCAGAAGUAGAAAAGAAUAACUAAUUAUGGGCAGUACAAAAAAUAUAUAUAUAUUAACUUCCAAAACGAUGCCAUGAUUUAAUAAGAAUUUUGCUGAUGAAAACAAUAUGUAAAUUAGAAGGUACGGUUUACAGUUCUUAUCCCAAGUCAGUGAGCAACCUUUUCGAAAAAUAUGUUACUAGAACUGUAAAUCUAAUACACAGAUUUCAACAUAUGCUUUCAUUCUGUAGCAUUUGCAUAGCACGGAUAAUUAUUUUUUAUUCAGAAGUUGGCAGCUAACCAGCCUUGAUAAAUUAAACGUCUUCAUAAAGCCUCUUUUUUAAUGACGAACGAUUUCCCAUCUGAAGCAAAAACAUGUAUGUGAGUGUGGUUGUUAUAUGAAUGUUUGCCAUAUACUCAAAUGAUUGUAUAUAAAUGUGAAUAUGUGUUUCUGUGUGUAAUAUGAAAUAGUACUUUUCAAUUCCUCGUGUCGAUAAGAUCCAAAACAUGUACUAAUUAAAUAUUAGAAUGAAAUCCGAAACAAAGUAUAACAUAAAGAAUUAAAAAAUACAAAAUAAAAUUACCGACCAGGAAAAUUAUUUGUCCGAAAAAGCAUAAAAUAAGUGCUGGAACUGAGAAGUGCUGUUUGAUGAUAAAGCAAUCCGACUCCAAUAAAUAUGUUUAGAUUCAGUAGUUUUUAAAAACAUUUUAUUGCUUUAAUAGCUCACCUGCAAUAACCUUAUUCCACCUGGAGUUAUAAUUUUAGUGUUUUUUUUUUUUUUUUUUUUUUCUGAUCUAACAUUUUAGCAUGCAAAUGUUACAAUGAAUUAACGCUAAGAAUUUCAUUUUGAAGACUUUUGCUCAGCUGACUGUGAUACAAAGAUACUCUCUAAAAAUGAUGAAAUUACUGACAUGGGUGAAGAAUCGUACAUCUGCCUAUAGAGCUUAACCAAGUGCUCGGAGUAAGAAUUUACCAUGUCGCAACCUUGUGAAAAAUAAGCAAUUGCAUUCUACUGACUUGUCUUAUUAAUUGUAAAAUGCUUUCAUAUUUUAUUUUAUAAGUAUUAGAUUGUGUCUGUGCAACAAUUUAUGCUAUAGGUUGUUUAAGUAAAAUCCUUUGUUGUGCCCGAGUAGACAUUUAAAUGAAGUAUUAGAUUGUGCUCAUAGUUAUGAAUAUAUCGUUAAUGUAAAUACAUUCUCUUUCUAUCUUUAGAAGCUAAGACAUUUUGACUUAAUAGUUAAAAAAUUAUUUAAACAAUGUGUUCGAUAUUAAGUUGAAUAUUUCUAAGCGGUAAUUAUAGUUUUAAAAUUUAAAAAGGCCUUUUUUCAAAGAAACUCUCACGUCCAUAGAAUGCCUCUAUAGUGUACUAAAUUAUUAACUUAUUUUGUAGACCUAUGUAAAUUUUUAAACUAUGUUUUAAUAAAUGCGAGAUGAUCACAUACUUAUCUAUUGAUAUUUAUCGUCAUGUCAACUUCCGAAAGUAAUUGGUAGAUAUACUAUUGCUCAAUAUUGUUACUUAUUUUAAAAGCAAAUUUUGUAAAAGAAAUACGAAUAUUUACCUCAUUUAUUUAUUUCUGCCUGUUCUAAAACCUUUCUUUUCCCAAUGAUGUACUAUAAGCAACUAUUUCGCUUCUAUUCAAUAUUUUUUAUCUAUGGAAAGGUUACAAAUUAAAAAUCCUUAAACAUUCUGAAAUGCUCCAGGAAUAUUUUAAAUCAUUUUAAUGUUUAUAACUGGCAAUGAAAUUAAAAUUUUGAUUUGAAAUAUAAUAUUUAUUCCAACGAUAUAUAAUUUAAUAAGUAAGUAAAUUUAGUUGGAAAAUGCAUUUCGAAUAAUAUAGAAUUUUUUGACCAGCACAGAAAAAUGUUAUACUGAAGUAGAUAACUGUGUUGCUUCAAACUUUACAUCACAUUAUCUUUCUAAAGGCAGCUAACCUAGUUUAAUAACCGCCAGAAUCCAACUUGACUCUAUAAGGCCACAUAAUUUUCACAGAAAAUGUGGCUCUACAAGCCUGCCAUAUAAGGAUGUUCUUGGGAACCUCAAAAGUAUUUGCAUAGCCAGCUUAAAAAAAAUAUCAAAAUAAUUAUUAGAUUUCUUUUAACAUAAAAGUAAACAUAUAAUAUCCGAAAAAAGAAUGCUUAAGUUUUACUGUUUUAAGAGUUGGUGAUGGCAUUUAAAAUCAUUUUUCACUGUACUGUGUUCAAGGUGAAGAUAUUAUAGAAAUCACUCUCUCUAUGAUCCUUUAACUGCCAUAAUGUCUUUCACAUAUACAGGAGUACAGUGUCUUAGAGUUUAUAAUAGAGUUCAUUCUCAUAUAUAAUCCUAGUCAACAAAUUCUAAAGUUUAAGCGAUGUUGAUUUAUUAGUCAGAAUAUUUCGAACAGGGCAAGUAUCUUAAUUUCUUUCCAAAUACUUUUAUAUUGAGGACUAGAAACUUUAUGUUCCUCCUCCCACAUUUUCCUUUUCUUUUUUUAAUUACUAUUAUUAUUUUCUAGUCAAUGGAAUGAAAAGAAAUUACGAUAUUAUAGCCAUUAAUGAAAAUGAUAAAUAUGUUCCACAUUUGGAAAAAUUUUUGAAAUGUAUCUUUUACAUAUUUGAAAUGAAAUAUGUAAAUUCUAUGGUUUAUUAUAGAUUGAAAAGGUGUAAUAUAUUUUAUGGUAAUGUUAUAGUGAAUAGUCCUCUGUCUCUAUUCUACCUGCAGUCUUUAAACUUUCAUCCAGAGAGAGCCCAGUUAAAUUUUCAUUGAAGUUCUGAAACUGUUACCCAACUAAUACAUGCAGGAAUAAUGAAAUAAACUAUUACUUUUUAAUAUAGGUGCUUUAGAAUAAACGACGUUGUUAAUUAUAAGCCUACUGAGUGUAUAGUGUAUAAAAGAAAGAAUGAAAUGUACAUUUCUUGUUUUAAACAUAUUAAAGAGGAAAAUACAAGUACCUUUAA